CCACGUGGCGGGAUCGAGCAAGCAGAUGAGACUGGGGGAGAAUGAAGCGAAGAGGCGCCGCCGACCAAUCUUCCACGCUCUUCACGUUUUUCAAACCGACGAGCUCGCCUGCAGGCGGCCGCGCUGCCGCUGAUAGUCCGACACCAAAGAAACGACAGAAGAGCUCGAGUGGCCGCGAUGGCGAGCCCCCCCAGACUCCGAGCAGGAAGAGAGCCAAUCCAGUGAAUGGCUCCGCUGGGUCUGCUUCCACCACGCCCACCUCCAGUGCUGGUUGCAAUACACCCACCUCCACUGGUCGUAAAAGACCACACCCACCAGACAGUGACAGUGAAGGAGAAAUAGGAGUUCGAAAAACGCCAGCUGGUCGGCCAAAGAGAGCGGUUGCCAUGACAUCCAGUGAGAGGCGAAGAGAGAGGGCGAAGGCUCGGAGAAAGUCGGCUGCUCUGGAGUCGGAUGAUGAAGAAGAGGAGUAUAGUCCAGAGAAAGAUGGAGAGGAGGAAGUGGACAGUGAUGAGGGGGAGAGUGAGGGUGUUGUCACUCCAGCCAAGACAAAGACACUGAAACCAGCUACCACUCCGAGAACCCCUUCCUCUCGGAAGUCCUCUGUUGUCAAGGAUACGAGCAGCACCCCC
Molecule: messenger RNA, 632 nt
Organism: Geodia barretti
Lineage: Eukaryota; Metazoa; Porifera; Demospongiae; Tetractinellida; Geodiidae
Source: the annotation of a GenBank genome assembly